AUGGUGGCGAUCAGACAGCACCCGGUUCGAGAAAAUAUUCAUCAAUUCGGUGGAGACAAGGAUCAGAUCACCAUAUUUGGUGAGAGCGCCGGCAGUUGGUCCACAUCGGCACACCUACUCUCACCCCUAUCUAAGAGUCUGUUUAAGAGGGCUAUACUCCAGAGCGGGACUGAAAUGUUUCAUAAGGAUAGACCAGUUUUGGGAACUGUAGAGGCGCUGAGUAAAGCUAAGGAAACGGCCCGCAAAUUGGGUUGUGAUCCGUAUGAUUACAAAUGGUUGGACUGUUUGCGAGCCAUUGAGGACCCGAACCUAUUUCUUAAGCCGACUGAGGCUGAAGUUGGUUUGGGUGGUGUCACGUGGCCUGUGUUUGGCACUGAAUUCCUACCCGUUUUACCACAAAAGGCUUUUGAAACUAAUAAAUAUAAUUCCGAUGUGGAUGUGAUGGCCGGUGCGACCAAAGACGAGGAACUCCAGAGAGAGAUCUACCAUAACAUAGACGUCCAGAAAGUGUCCGAUUAUUACCUCCAGAAUAGAGACCCCGAAAAUCCUCAUGACUUAAAGCAAGCUUUCGGUCAACUUUUUGGUGAUAUGUUUAUGGUGUGCCCCACCUAUGGGUUUGCCAAAAGAUUUGUCAAAAGUGGUCGAGACACAAAUUUGUUUGCAAUGCUUGGUUGCGAUGAACACACCAUAUGUCACACCGCAGAACUCCCAUAUAUUUUUGGUGAUCCCGUUAGGACUCCACAAAUGUUUACGGAAACUGACUAUGAUUUCAGUUUAGAAGUUAUGGAGAUAUGGACUAAUUUUGCUAAAAAUAUGUGA
Oppiella nova is the source of this 819-nucleotide messenger RNA. The record is from the annotation of a GenBank genome assembly. Lineage: Eukaryota; Metazoa; Arthropoda; Arachnida; Sarcoptiformes; Oppiidae.